CUCCGGUAGCGCCGCAGCGGGGGGCUCUGAUGCUCGGUCCGCUUGUCUGGAUGCUCGAAAGAAGACCAUGCCGCAGCCAAAAUCCCGGAAAAUCGCCGUGUUGGGUUACAGAUCGGUGGGGAAGUCUUCGCUCACCAUCCAGUUCGUGGAGGGACAGUUUGUCGACUCCUACGAUCCCACCAUAGAGAACACGUUUACCAAGAUGAUGACAGUGAACGGUCAGGAGUACAACCUGCAGCUGGUCGACACCGCCGGUCAGGAUGAAUACUCCAUCUUCCCUCAGAGCUACACCAUCGAUGUCGACGGUUACAUCCUCAUCUACUCCGUAACGUCCUACAAAAGUUUUGAAGUGGUCAGAGUUAUCCACGAGAAGCUGCUGGACAUGGUGGGAAACGUCCAGUACGUACACACAUCACAUACAUGCACACACACACACACACACACACACAUCACGUACAUGCACACACACACACACACAUCACGUACAUCACAUACAGACGGUGUAGUCCCUCAUUCGUCCAGGAGUGUUUCAGUCGUAGUUAAAAGAGCGAAGAAACGGGACAAAAGGGAAACAGAACCAAGAAGGAACGGUGUCUCCAUCCCUUAUGUAUCUGGACUGUCUGAAAAACUACAAAGGAUCUUUAGACAGCACGAUGUUCCUGUUUUCUUUAAACCA
Siniperca chuatsi (mandarin fish) is the source of this 676-nucleotide messenger RNA. Its product is annotated as GTP-binding protein Rheb-like. Gene Ontology annotation, molecular function: GTP binding; GDP binding; GTPase activity. Gene Ontology annotation, biological process: small GTPase-mediated signal transduction. The transcript has 5 exons. Gene Ontology annotation, cellular component: plasma membrane. The annotation marks the transcript as partial. NCBI's taxonomy places the organism in Eukaryota, Metazoa, Chordata, Actinopteri, Centrarchiformes, Sinipercidae. The record is from RefSeq and is a predicted model, not a curated record.